AUGGCAGCGCCCUCAGUAUCGGCUGCGGCGAUUCCGCGAUUUCUUGCACCUCGGCUUCAAUGGUCUGCAAGUAGCUCGUGGCCUGCAGCGCAGAGCACAAUAGAAGCAAGGCGACAUGGAUCUUGUUGGGCGGCGUCGGAGGGUCGCAUGCCACUUUCGAAGCUCUCGCCUCUUCAGACAGCAGGAACAAGACAAUGGCAGCAGCAAAGGUGGUCACAACGCACAAGCGGGCAUGGAUCUGCUCUGGAGCUUCAGCGCAGCUUCAGCGCAUCGGCGAAGCAGGCCAAGGACCACCAUUUCGACACGCUCAAGUUUGUGCAGCGGCUGAAAGAGGAGGGUUUCACAGAAGAGCAGGCUGAGGGGAUGAUGAGGGUGCUCAGUGACGUGAUUGAGGAGAGCAUACAAAAUCUCACACGUACCAUGGUGCUGCGCGAGGACCAGGAAAAGGCUACAUACACGCAAAAGGUUGAUUUUGCAAAGCUGCGCUCCGAACUCAUGACGGCCGACUCGACCGAAUCCAGUCUUACACGGGCAUCACACGAGAGGCUCACCAACGAACUUGCGAAGCUGAACUCACGACUACGGGACGAGAUACAGAGGACUCAGGCAUCGGUCAGGUUGGACUUGAAUCUAGAGAAGGGGCGAAUUCGCGAGGAGGCCAAUGUGCAGGAGCUCAAGCUGAAGGAGACGGACACGAGGAUCGAGCAGGAAACAGCACAGCUCCGGGAGAGGCUCGAAGCCGUCAAGUUCUCGACUCUGCAGUGGCUGAUGGGCGUGUGUACGGGUACGGCGGCGCUGAUGCUGGGAGUGUGGCGAUUGUUGAUGUGA
Messenger RNA from Bipolaris oryzae ATCC 44560, 828 nucleotides. RefSeq lists its product as uncharacterized. The transcript has 2 exons. NCBI's taxonomy places the organism in Eukaryota, Fungi, Ascomycota, Dothideomycetes, Pleosporales, Pleosporaceae. Bases 1 to 828 code for a protein of 275 amino acids. The record is from RefSeq and is a predicted model, not a curated record. Gene Ontology annotation, cellular component: mitochondrion.